GUUCUAUACUUGAGAAUACCUUUGAUAACAAAUGCUAAUUUUGUGGAGCAGGAAUGUCAAUAUACAGGAUCUGCACUGGAUUUCUCACCUUUAGUCUAAGGAUAUUCAACAAUUCAGCCUCACAGUAGUCCUGAAAUUUAGACUUGUUUUAUUCACAUAAGCUCCUGAGACAUAGUCAUUGCAGAGGAUUUAAGUAUCCCUUGAUAGUUCCAGGGCCAUCCCUAGAAAAAAAAAUGAGUAUGUAUUGCUUCUUAUCAUUGCCUGUAGAAAUUGAUUAUACUUCAGAAAUACUUGGAAAGUAAAUUUCCAUGUGAAAAAUAGUUGUUGAGAAGCCCCAUCUUGCUGGUGGGGGUGGGGGUGGGAGGAAGCAGAAGAAGAGGAAAGCAAAGAAACAAAGGGUGGAGAAACAAAAAAAGGCAAUGCUUCCAAUUUACAAACAGAGGGAAUCACUUCUGGAGAGUUUGAUUCUUCAGGAUGGAACUGACCUUGGGUGUCACUUUUCACAUGACAUAAAUGUUCCAUUCAGUAAUAACAAGUCUGCUUGUUUAUCUUCCCUGUGAGAAGUUGGAAGUUUUGGAAGUUUGAAUGUGUGUAGUCAGGACUCAGAGAAACAGUAGCUUUUGAAACCUCUGCAUGGCCUUUCUCAUUCCUUGGCCAUCUCCAAUGCUGCUUUUGGUUGGGGGCCAUCCUACAUCUAAAGCGGGAAGAUGUUAGCUGCAAAGAAGAUGAAAAAGUUGCUGGAGUUGAUCAUCUCUUGGCUCCAACUUGUUAUGAAAAGUGGAAAGUAUGUGCUGGGGUACAAGCAGGAUCUGAAAAUUAUCAGACAAGGCAAACAGAAACUGGACAUCCUCACCAAUAACUGCCAGUCUUGUGGAAAUAGAUUAUAUUACACCAUAUUGGCCAAGACUUGUGUCCAUCACUACAGUGUCAGUAAUAUUGAAUUGGGCACAGCGUCUGGAAAAUACUGCAGAUUGUACACAUUGGCUAUUAUUGAUCCAGGUAAUUCUGAUAAUCAUUAGAAGCAUACCAGAACAGACUGGUGAAAAGUAAAUUCUGCAAAAAAUUGUUUUAAUAAAACUAGCCAGAGCUUGUUUAAAAAAGAAAAGACAGAAACUACUGCCUGGUGGCACUGAGGAACCUCUACAGGAUUCCUGCCCCCACUGGGCUCACCCACCACACCCAGCAUGAGUUCCCUUUCUGUGACUCUCACUAGCACACAAGUGUCCUACAGUAUUAGAUGCCUAGGGAGAAGUCAAGUUGGGGGGAGGGGUUAUGAGUCGUUACCUCAUUGUGAAGACCUCAGUUCUUCCUUUAGCCAUAGAAGGGAAAGUCUAAAAAGAGGUAUAAGGAUUAUCUUCCACAUUUAUACUUUAGGCUGUCUGCCCGUUCCCUAAAGAUUUUACUUGUAUCUUCUUUUAAAAAUAGAAUUGAUUUAAAACUUUUGUGUAUCAGAGGUCACUAUCAAGAGAAUAAAAAGGCA
Molossus molossus (Pallas's mastiff bat) is the source of this 1480-nucleotide messenger RNA. RefSeq names its product 60S ribosomal protein L30-like. NCBI's taxonomy places the organism in Eukaryota, Metazoa, Chordata, Mammalia, Chiroptera, Molossidae. Bases 708 to 1019 code for a protein of 103 amino acids. The transcript has a single exon. Gene Ontology annotation, molecular function: structural constituent of ribosome; RNA binding. Gene Ontology annotation, cellular component: cytosolic large ribosomal subunit. The record is from RefSeq and is a predicted model, not a curated record.